AUGGAAGCACUGACAUUGAUUUUCCUAUUAACGGGCUACCAUUCAAAGGAAUCCUUGACUCAGAUAGUCUAUCUAAUCCCGUUCUACGAUUGGCAUAAAGUUUUUGUUCACUACUGUGAUGGCUCAUUGUUUUUGUCCGAUGACGACCAAGUUGAUCCUGCUAACAACUUUACAUUCCGAGGUGGGAGGAUCUAUACUGCUAUAAUGGAGGAGCUGCUUAACAAAGGAACGGGGAAUGCUCACAAUGCUAUCUUGACGGGUUUCUCAGCAGGUGGAUUGAGCACAAUCCUACAUUGUGAUAGAUUCCAAGCCCUGUUUCCGAAUAAUAUCAGAGUCAAGGAAGGUGAAUUGGCAAACCAAUUAGAAAGCCAUUUUGCUGGAGUGAUUGCUGCAAAUGAACUUAGAUCAUUAUUGCCUAGAUCAUGCACAUCUAAGAGGGACCCAAAUUUGUGUCUUUUUGCCGAGUAUUUGGUUGAAGAUGUUGCCACUCCACUCUUUAUAGCUGAAUCAGCUUUUGAUACGUUCCAAAUUGGAUACAACUUCAUAUUAACUGUUCCUGGUCUGGAUCCAAAACAAUGGGAAAAUUGCUCACGUUCCUUGGAGCUGUGCAAUGCUACACAAAUAGGAAUAAUAAAAGAGUUUGGACCUAUUUUCAAGAAGACAUUAAUGAAACUCAAUAACUCUUCGAGUAGAGGGAGUGUAGGAAAAGCUAUUGGUGAUUGA
Messenger RNA from Salvia hispanica, 723 nucleotides. The record is from RefSeq and is a predicted model, not a curated record. Lineage: Eukaryota; Viridiplantae; Streptophyta; Magnoliopsida; Lamiales; Lamiaceae.